Messenger RNA from Megalops cyprinoides (Indo-Pacific tarpon), 2990 nucleotides. RefSeq names its product alanyl-tRNA synthetase 2, mitochondrial (putative) (gene aars2). The transcript is spliced from 22 exons. Lineage: Eukaryota; Metazoa; Chordata; Actinopteri; Elopiformes; Megalopidae. The record is from RefSeq and is a predicted model, not a curated record. Gene Ontology annotation, cellular component: cytoplasm; mitochondrion. Gene Ontology annotation, biological process: alanyl-tRNA aminoacylation; tRNA modification. Gene Ontology annotation, molecular function: aminoacyl-tRNA deacylase activity; amino acid binding; nucleic acid binding. The coding region runs from base 1 to 2979 and encodes 992 amino acids.
AUGGCUGCCUUCGUAAGGAUUCCCAAAACAUGCAACAGUGUUCUUUUAAACCUGAAAUGUUUUAUUUUGGCGACACGUUUAAGGCAGCGUGUAGCAUUUUCCUCCACGAUAAGUACAGAAUUCACAUCAAAGAGAGUGCGACACAUGUUUACGGAGUUUUUCAAGGAGCAACAUCACCACAAGCUCGUCUCAUCUUCUCCUGUGCGACCGAGAGGAGACCCGAGCCUCCUGUUCGUCAAUGCAGGCAUGAACCAGUUCAAGCCCAUCCUGUUGGGCACGGUGGACCCGCGCAGUGAGAUGGCGCAAUACCGGCGGGUGGCAAACAGUCAGAAGUGUGUUCGCGCCGGAGGCAAGCACAAUGACCUAGAGGACGUCGGCCGAGACGUCUACCAUCACACUUUCUUCGAAAUGCUGGGAAACUGGUCCUUCGGUGACUACUUCAAGAAGGAGGCAUGCUCCAUGGCUUGGCAGCUGCUGACAGAGGUGUACAGAAUCCCUCCAGAUCACCUCUACAUGUCCUACUUUGGUGGGGACAAGACACUGGGACUGGCAGCGGAUGAGGAAACCCGUGAGAUUUGGCUGAGCAUUGGGGUCCAGCCUGAUCACAUCCUGCCAUUUGGGAUGAAGGACAAUUUUUGGGAGAUGGGGGACACGGGGCCAUGUGGCCCUUGCACGGAGAUCCACUACGACCAUGUUGGGCUGAGGAAUGCAGCCACCCUGGUGAACAGUGACAGUCCGGACGUGGUGGAGAUCUGGAACCUGGUUUUCAUGCAGUACAACAGGGAGCCGGAUGGCAGCCUACGCCCUCUCCCCCAGUUGAGUGUGGAUACAGGGAUGGGUCUGGAGCGCCUAGUGACCAUACUGCAGGGUCAGCGCUCUAACUAUGACACUGACCUCUUUACACCACUCAUUUCUGCCAUUCACCAGCGGUCCCAAUGCCCAGAGUACCGUGGUCAAACCGGAGAGGCUGACAAGGGUAGUGUGGACAUGGCAUACCGUGUCAUUGCUGACCACAUCCGCACCCUGUCAGUCUGCAUUGCUGAUGGGGUGUACCCUGGCAUGUCGGGAGCUGAGCUGGUGCUGCGGCGUAUCCUUAGACGGGCGGUACGCUUCUCCACAGAGGUGCUGAAGGCCCCCCCUGGGAUGCUGGCGAGCCUGGUUCCCACUGUGGCAUACAUACUGGGUGACGCCUAUCCUGAGCUGCACAAAGAAACUGAUAGAAUCAUGGAUAUUAUCAAUGACAACGAGGCCCAGUUCCUGUCCUCUUUGAAGCAGGGGCGUCGCGUGAUUGAGAGAACACUUCAGAAAAUGGACGGCAGCAAAGUUUUCCCAGGAUCUGUGGCCUGGUCCCUACAUUGCAACCUCGGCUUUCCCCUGGAUCUUAUUGGCUUAAUGCUGGAGGAGAGAGGUGUGGCUAUGGAUACAGAAACCAUACAGACGUUGGCUUUAGAAAACGAACAGCUGAAGGCGCAAGGCCCUGUUGUUGACAAGCAGAGCUGCAUGGACCUGGAUGUGCAUAGCCUCUCAGAGCUUCAGAGGGUGGGAGUCCCUCAUACAGACGACUCCCCAAAAUACCACUACAGCCUGGGGCAGGAUGGGAAAUAUGUGUUCCCCCCCUGCAGGGCUACGGUGCAGGCCCUGUACUACGGUCAGGCCCUGGUGCCGGAGGUGCAGGAGGGCCAAAAGUGUGGGGUGGUCCUGGACCAGACCUGUUUCUAUGCCGAGCAGGGAGGACAGGCACACGACCAGGGCUACUUCAUCCGGGAUGGACUGCAGGACGUCCUGUUCCCUGUUGAGGCGGUGCAGCUGAUGGGAGGGUACGUGGUCCAUCAGGUCACCGCUGCUGAGGCCCUGAGGAAGGGUGACCAGGUCGAGCUCUUUGUGGAUGAGGCCCAGAGGCUGGCCUGCAUGGUGAAACACACCGCCACACACGUCCUCAACUUUUCUCUCAGGCAGCUGCUUGGCGACGGGGUGGAGCAGAGGGGGUCCCACGUCUCCCCCGACCGCUUGCGCUUUGACUUUAGUAUCAAGGGGACAUUGAGUAUUCAGCAACUUCAAGACAUUGAAAAGACAAUACAGGACAUCAUCACCAAAGAUGAGCUUGUUCACACCCAGGAACUGCCUCUGACCUUGGCCAGAGGGAUACAGGGAUUGAGAACAGUAGAUGAGGUGUACCCUGACCCAGUGAGGGUGGUGUCUGUGGGAGUGCCUGUCUCUGAUCUUCUCAGUUCCCCCACCAGCAGGCCGACAUCUGUGGAGCUCUGCUGUGGAACGCACUUGCUAAGAACAGGAGAGAUCCAGGACUUUGUCAUUGUCUCUGAGAGGCAGAUGGUGAAGGGAAUGAGCCGGAUUGUAGCUGUCACAGGAGAGGAAGCCAGGAAGGCGCGAGAGGCAGGGCACAUCUUGGUCCAGGAAGUAGAGGCUAUGUCUGCACGGGUGGCGUCUGCAGACAUGUCCAUCUCCACCACACAGAGGCUGUCCAAAGAAGUGGGCUUGCUGACUGAUGCGGUGGACAGCACGGCCAUGCCCCAGUGGGAGCGGAGGAAGCUCCAGCAGCAGCUCAAAGCUCUGCAGAGGACCACCAACACUGCCAUCAGGAAGCUGGAGACCGCAGAGGCUGGCAAGAAAGCCCAGACACUGUGGGAAAAACACAAUAAAUCAUCUUUGGUUGUGGACACAGUGGACGCAGACUCCAUAUCGGUGGUUAUGAAGGUGGUGAACCAGUACAGUGACAAGGCCCCUGGAGCGCUGGUCAUGCUCCUGUCCCACCAACAGUCAGGGAAGGUCCUGUGCGCCUGUCAGGUGCCAAAGGGUUGCAGCUUCCUCUCUGCCAGCGACUGGGCCCUGGCCGUCUGCAGCCAUCUGGGGGGGAAUGCAGGGGGCUCUGCCAUUGUGGCAAAGGGCACAGGAAGCACCCAGGACAUCUCAGAGGCCCUCCAGUGGGCUGAGGAGUUUGCCCGUGGCAAGAUCCAGCACUGACUGUGACGACA